Molecule: messenger RNA, 717 nt
Organism: Penicillium cataractarum
Lineage: Eukaryota; Fungi; Ascomycota; Eurotiomycetes; Eurotiales; Aspergillaceae
Product: haloacid dehalogenase type II
Exons: 1
Coding region: 1-717 (238 amino acids)
Molecular function (GO): hydrolase activity, acting on halide bonds, in C-halide compounds
Source: RefSeq, a predicted model, not a curated record
AUGACUACACAUAACAGCAAAAUCAAAGCAGUCUUUUUCGAUUUCAUGGGCACAUGUCUAGACUGGCAUAGCAGUGUGGUACAAGCUUUCCCUCCGGCAAUAAACAACAAAACUGCAUCCGAUCUAGCUCUCGAAUGGCGGAAGCAGUAUUUCAUCGCAAAUAACCAGCGUUACAUCCAGGGCCUUGCUCCUGAAGACAUCGACAUAACACUCGCUCGAGUGCUCGACUCAGUUCUUGAACAAUUCCAAGAUGUUAAAUCUCAACUCGACACAGACGCCAAAGAGAGACUUGUCGAAGCGUGGCAUUCACAACCAGCUUGGCCUGAAGUACAACAGGCAAUUAGAAGCAUUCAAGAGGAUCUUGGAUUGGAAGUUUUCGUUCAUGCCAAUGGCACGACUCGUCUCCAACUUGAUCUCACUCGCUCUUCGGGGUUGAAUUUCAACAUGUUGUUUUCCAGCCAGCUCCUGGGUGUUUACAAGCCAGCUCCCGAGGCAUACCAGAAGGCAUUGCAACUGGUGAAGCUUCAACCAGAGGAGGUGGUGUUAGUUGCGGCCCAUGCCUACGACCUGCGAGGUGCUCAAAAUGUUGGACUGAGGAUAAUAUAUAUCCAUCGAUGGACAGACGACAUUGAUGAGGACAUGGAGAAAGUCAAAACCGAGUUUGAUUACUACUUAGAAAAUAUGGAGUCUCUCUCCGAUACGAUUGCAAAGAUAUAG